Messenger RNA from Entrophospora sp. SA101, 1653 nucleotides. The record is from the annotation of a GenBank genome assembly. Lineage: Eukaryota; Fungi; Glomeromycota; Glomeromycetes; Entrophosporales; Entrophosporaceae.
AUGCAAGGCGCUACUGAUGCUACAGAAAAAAUUGUUGAUAAUAGUAGUGAUGGUACAUCAUCAACAAUUCAACAGUUACUGAAUUCUUCUCUACCUUUAAACCCGAAGCAAGUUCCUGGAUCAAUAUAUUCAGCAGUAUAUUCUGGAAUAACAGUUUAUGAGUAUUUUGUCAAAGAUGUCGUUAUUAUGCGUAGAUGUCCGGAUUCUUAUUUGAAUGCAACGCAAAUUCUAAAAGUAGCAGGUAUGGAUAAGAGUAAACGUGCAAAAAUCAUCGAGAAAGAAAUAUUAACAGGUAUUCAUGAAAAAGUACAAGGAGGUUAUGGAAAGUAUCAAGGAACUUGGAUUCCUUUUGAAAGAGGUAAAGAGCUUGCUACAAAAUAUGGUGUGCUUGAAAUUUUGCGUCCUCUUUUUGAAUACAAACCACCAAAAUACGAUAUUUCUUAUCUAUCAUCUCCACACACCCCAAAUAAAACUAAUGAACAUUUGUCAGCUCUAACGUGUUCAGAACCUGCUAGUGAAUCAGCAACGGUAACCAAUUCACCACCACCUGAAAUCGAUGAGGGUGAACGUCUCAAGAAUAUUUUAAUGACAAUAUUUUUGAAUGAAGAGCCAGAAUCAAUACCAGACUUGUUGGUUUCUCAAAAUUCAUCUGAACCAGAUAUAAACAUGGUGAUUGAUAGUCAUGGGAAUUCUGCAAUACAUUGGGCUGCAUGUUUAGGAAGAGUAAAUAUUUUGGAAAUUUUGUUGAAUAGAGGUGCUAAUUUACAACAAGUAAAUUAUGAUGAGGAGACCGCUUUGACCAGAUCUGUGUUUGUGACAAAUAAUUGUGAUUCUCGGUCAUUUCCACAAGUGGUAAAGCUACUUCACGACACAAUCCCAAUUACUGAUAAAAAUAAUCGGUCAGUGUUUCAUCAUAUUGCAAUGUCUUCAGGUGUUAGAGGGCAUGCAGCAGCAUCAAAAUAUUAUAUGGAUUGUUUGGCAGAAUGGUUUCAAUCAAACGUUUGCGGGUUUCUCAAUACUAUUCUGGAUAUUCAAGACAAAAAUGGUGAUACCGCAUUGUGUAUUGCUGCAAGAGUAGGAGAUAAUGAGUUGGUUGAGAAGUUGAUUAAGAUGGGUGCCAAUGUUGAAAUUCAAAAUAAGCUUGGGUUGAAGCCUUCUGAUUUUGAUUUUCAUACAUUAAACAAUGAUGAUCAUGAAGAAGAAGUUCAUGAUAUGAAAGGUGUAAGGGGAGAUAUGAAUGUAGACAUGAUUCAAGAAAAUGUAUCGGAUUUCUUUUCUCAAUCAAUUAUACCAUUUACUAAUGAUCAUAGAAAAUCUAAAGAAGUUGUUUCAGCAUUACAAACACUCGUGGAAGAUGCAGAGAAUGAAUGGGUAGUACAACUUAAAGUCAAAGAAGAUGAAUUGUUUAAUGUUCAAAGUAAAUUUAAUGAUUUGACAAGACAACUUGUUGAUUUGAAGCGAUCAUUAAAAUAUUAUCGCCAAAAUGAAAAGGAAUAUAAUAAUAUAGAUGAAUAUUUAAAGUUUCUUGAGCAAGUACUUGUUGAAGUAGAAAAAGAGGAAAAUGAUGUUAAUGAAUACUCUAUUCAUAGGAAAUGUAAAAUAAACGAUGAUGACAAUGCAUUAUUAAAGAAACCUGUGGGCUACAUUGAAUGA